UUAUUUUGAGAGUAAUUGAUUAUUAUUUUGAGAGUAAUUGAUUAUUUUGUUUUUUACAUCUUUAAUGGCGCCUCUGAAUGAAUGAAACCAAAACCAAAACCACCCUCUCUCUCUCUCCUCUCGUUCUCUCUCUAGCUUCUUCUUCUUCUUCCUCCUCCUACUCUAAAUUCUCUCUCCUCAAUUCAACCCAUCAAUCCAAAGAUCGAGUCUCACUGUUACAAAUACACAGAUUUCUUUGAAGUUGUGUUUUCAAAAAACCCUUUUACGUUUUAUGCUUGGGAGGAAAGCAAUGAACUGGCGAAGAGUCGCGAAGUCGGUGCAAGCCCUCGCUGCCCACACCUUCCUCUUCUGUUUCACAAUCUUGCUCGUUCUCAAGCUCGAUCACACCGUCGACUACUCUUGGUGGUUCAUUUUCUUCCCACUUUGGCUUUUUCAUUCAGUUGUUGCACGAGGAAGGUUCUCUUUGCCUGCACCGUCUGUUCCCCAUGGUCGUCAUUGGGCACCAUGUCAUGCUAUAGUUGCGACACCAUUGCUUAUCGCAUUCGAACUGCUCAUCUGUGUAUAUCUUGAGAGCAUCGAUGUCAACGGUUUUGCUGCUGUAAACUUGAAGUUUGUCUUCCUUCCUUUGCUGGCAUUUGAAAUAAUCAUCCUAAUUGACAAUUUCAGAAUGUGUAAGGCUUUAUUGCCGGGAGAUGAUGAAAGUACAAGUGAUGAAGCGAUAUGGGAAACGCUUCCUCACUUCUGGGUGGCUAUCUCCAUGGUUUUCUUCACCGCUGCUACAUUGUUCACGCUCCUUAAGCUGUCCGGAAAAAGCAACAAAUGCACACAAGAUGGUGAUUGUGGUGAUGUGAAUGCUCUAGGAUGGUGGGAUUUAUUUGUUAAUUUUGGCAUUGCAGAGUGUUUUGCGUUUCUUGUCUGUACAAAGUGGUCUAAUCCAGUGAUACAUAGAAAUUCUCGUACUCAGGAAGCCAGCUCAUCUUCUUCAACUAUAAGAUACCUUGACUGGAACAGUGGUUUAGUAAUUGCAUCAGAGGAUCAGUCCCAGGAUAGAAUGUGUGGUCUGCAGGAUAUUGGAGGGCAUAUUAUGAAAGUUCCGAUAAUUGGUUUCCAAGUCCUCCUUUGUAUGCGCUUGGAGGGGACACCUGCUGCAGCUAGAGAUAUCCCACUUCCAGUUAUUUUUUCUCCUCUUUUUCUAUUGCAAGGUGUUGGCGUCCUGUUUGCCAUGUCUAGAUUGGUGGAAAAAAUCAUUCUUUUACUACGUAGUGGAGCUGCCAUGGGACAAUAUUUUGCGUUUUCUUCAAUAGUACAUGAGUGCUUUGGGUACUUGCACCGCGGCUCUAGGUUUCUUGGUUGGUGGUCAAUUGAUGAAGGGAGCCGAGAAGAACAGGCUCGACUUUUUCAAGCUGGGGCCUCUGGUUAUAACACUUUUUGUGGCUAUCCUCCUGAAAUAGUGAAGAAAAUGCCUAAGAAGGAUCUUGCGGAGGAGGUUUGGAGACUUCAAGCAGCUCUUGGUGAACAAACAGAAAUCACAAAAUUUAGCCAGCAGGAGUAUGAAAGACUUCAAAAUGAAAAAGUUUUAUGCCGGGUCUGCUUUGAGGGAGAGAUCAGUGUAGUCCUGCUUCCAUGCAGGCAUCGCAUCCUUUGUGGUACCUGCUGUGAGAAGUGCAAGAAAUGCCCAAUUUGCCGUGUCUAUAUAGAGGAACGCUUACCUGUAUAUGAUGUAUAGCACUAACUUACCUGCUUGACCUUUUUGUAUAAAUAUAUUGGAACACAGACAAUUUCAAAAAUUAUUACAGGGAAAUGUUCUUGUUGAAAAUAUUUAGCAACAGUGAGGAACAUUUUUGAGAUUGAACUACUAACCGAAGCUAGAAUUAGGAAAUUUAGACAAUGCUGAUUUUAUGAUCAAAAAAAUCAUCGGAUAACUUCUUUUUUUUUCUUUGUAAAUUUCUGACUUUUUGUCUGGGUUAGAAUGCUGUGAUUCUGACUUUGUAAAUCUUUCGUAUUCCAAAAUUUGUGACAUUAUACCAUGUGUUUGUUGUGUA
Camellia sinensis is the source of this 2042-nucleotide messenger RNA. RefSeq lists its product as uncharacterized. Lineage: Eukaryota; Viridiplantae; Streptophyta; Magnoliopsida; Ericales; Theaceae. The record is from RefSeq and is a predicted model, not a curated record.